CAUGUCUGGAACUGUGGAAGCCGGCUUUUUUUCUGUCGACGAUUAAAACGCACUGAUUCCUCAAAAAACUAAAAAAGAUAAUACCGCAAUCGUUUCGAAUUAGAUGAGCUCAUUGUUUAGUCGAUUCAUAAGUGUGAUAAUCCCGAAGGUUGCACAUCACAUUAGCUCGCAGUCACCGUUUUUGUACAGUCGUAUUUUUGUUGUCCGGAUUCCGCCAUCUUGUUUCGUCAGCUCUUUCUCUUCCCUGAAGCCAGAUCUCAAAAUGCCAGAGAAGCAACCCAAGCCGUUUGAUCGUCUGCCAGGCAAUGUCAUCCCCAAGAACUAUGCGCUGCGUCUUCAACCAGACCUUGCAAAAUUCACCUUUCAAGGAUCGCAGGAAAUCACUGUUGAUGUGAAAGAGGAAACCCAAACGGUGAUACUGAAUUGUGCAGAUAUCAAAGUACUUGGAGCUAAAUUUGGAGAUGCCUCUGCAGAAUUAUCUUACGAUAAAGAAGAUGAGAAGCUCAGCCUGACCUUUCCAACAAAAAUCCCAGUAGGAUCCGGAACCCUGUCUAUGAGUUUCACUGGAGAGUUGAACGACAAGAUGAAGGGGUUCUACCGCAGCAAGUACACGACACCAAAAGGUGAAGAGUGCUACGGCGCCGUCACGCAAUUUGAGUCCACAGAUGCUAGAAGAGCUUUCCCAUGCUGGGACGAACCUGCUGUUAAGGCCACUUUUGAUGUGACCUUGGUCGUGCCAAAAGAUAGGGUCGCGUUAUCUAAUAUGCCGGUUAAGUGUGAAGCAGCCAUGGACGGUGAUUCCAACCUGAGAGUUGUCCAGUAUGACCGUACGCCCAUCAUGUCAACCUAUCUGUUGGCAUUUGUAGUGGGCGAGUAUGAUUUCAUUGAAGACAAGGACGCAGACGGCGUACUGGUACGCGUCUAUACCCCUGUUGGAAAGAAGGAACAGGGGCGAUUUGCACUUGAGGUUGCUGUCAAGACGUUGCCAUUUUACAAGGACUACUUCCAGAUUGCCUAUCCUCUGCCAAAAAUGGACCUGAUUGCUAUUGCAGAUUUUGCUGCCGGUGCCAUGGAGAAUUGGGGUUUGGUGACCUACCGAGAGACGGCACUUCUGAUUGAUCCCGCCAAUUCAUCUUCCUCAACUCGACAGUGGGUGGCGCUGGUGGUAGGACAUGAGAUUGCUCACCAGUGGUUUGGAAACUUAGUGACAAUGGAAUGGUGGACCCAUCUGUGGCUGAACGAAGGUUUUGCCUCCUGGAUCGAAUACCUCUGCGUCGACCAUUGCUUCCCCGAAUAUGACAUCUGGACCCAGUUCGUCUCGUCAGACUUCACCAAAGCCAUGGAAUUAGACGCCCUCCGCAAUAGUCACCCUAUUGAAGUCCCUGUCGGUCAUCCGUCGGAAGUUGAUGAAAUCUUUGACGCCAUUUCGUACAGCAAAGGCGCAUCUGUUAUUCGGAUGCUUCAUGACUACAUCGGAGACAAGGAUUUCCGCACUGGCAUGAACCAGUACAUAUCUAAAUGGAAGUACAAGAAUGCUCAGACCCCAGAUCUUUGGAAAGCACUGGAGGGUCCCAGCGGCAAGCCUGUUGGUGAGGUCAUGAAGACGUGGACAAGUCAGAUGGGCUUCCCCGUUCUGAAGGUAUCGCAGAGACAAGAUGGUGACAACCGGGUCCUGACGGUCACUCAGGAGAAAUUCUGUGCGGACGGAAAGUGUCCAGGUGGUGACUUCAAGUGGAUGGUGCCUGCCGGAAUCUGUACUGCCUCAAGUCCCGACAAGCCUGUCUUAACCUUCAUGUUAGACAAGGAGACGGCCGAAGUCACCAUCCCAAACGUCAAACCAGGUGAUUGGGUGAAGCUGAAUUCUGGAACAGUGGGAUUCUUCAGGACGCGCUACGACAGUGACAUGUUGGAUUUGCUUUUGCCUGCGGUGCAGAAUAAGACACUGCCGCCAAGAGAUAGACUUGGACUGCAGAACGAUCUCUUUGCCUUAGCCAGAGCUGGCGUCGCCCCGACUGUUGACUUCCUGAAAUUAGCCAUGGCGUACAAGGACGAGGACAACUACACCGUGUGGAGCGACCUCUCGAGCAACCUCUCGUCGCUCAGCGUCAUCCUACAAUACACCGAAUACUAUGACCAUUAUCAAGCAUACAUCAGGGAUCUGUUCAAACCAAUUGGGGCCAAGUUAGGCUGGCUACCAAAGCCAAAAGAAGGUCACCUUGACGCACUGUUGCGGAGUCUCGUCAUUGGUCGUCUGGGGAGAAACGGUGAGGCUGAAUACAUCAAAGAGGCCCAGAUGAGGUUUGAAAAACAUUUCGACGAGAGUGACACAUUACCAGCUGAUUUUAGAGGACCAGUUUACACAACCGUCUUGACGCAUGGAAAGGAAGAACACUUUGAGAAGAUGCUGAAACUGAUCGAGCGAUCGGACAUGCAGGAGGAGAAAGUGCGCAUCAUGAGGUCGUUAGGAGCCGUCAAGGAUGAGAAACUGAUCCAGCGGGUACUCGAAUUCGCCAUGUCGAAACAAGUGCGUUCCCAAGAUGCCGUGUUUGUGGUGGCGGGCGUGACUGGGUCUGUGCUCGGGCGCGAGAAGGCGUGGAAGUUUGUCCAACAGAGAUGGGAGGAGUUCUUAACUCGAUACAAGGGUGGAUUCCUCCUUUCCAGGCUUGUGAAGUCGACAGCGGAAAGUUUCAUCACGGAAGAACGAGCGCUAGAAGUGGAGGCAUUCUACGAGAAAAACCCGGCGCCUGCAGCGGAGAGAACGAUCCAACAGGCCAUAGAAAAUAUCCGUCUGAACGCCCAGCAGCUCAAGCGAGAUUCGGAGGCAAUGCAAACAUAUCUGCAAGAAUGGAAGUAGACUGUUAAGAAAUUACAAUAAACCAGGGAGACUUAAGUUAAUUAGCAAAGACAUUCAUAUCAAUCGACAACAACAAUGGAGAAACUGUGGAUAAAAUCAAUGGAAUCAUGAAUAUCGGAUUAUUCAAUGCGACUUUGUGACGGAUUUGGCCCAUGGUCUAUGAUGGGCACGUGUUGCAAUAGUCAUAUACAAAACAGAUUACCCACCAACUUGUCAUCAUGUAAACAACCCCAGCAUAAAUAGGUCAUUAUGUGCUAAAAUAAUGUUAAAACGUGCUAAGUUAUGUUUUGAUAAGUAUUGUUGUAGAAUUUUUUCUGAUCACUGAUUUUGUGAUCAUAUAGUGUAUCCUAUGUUCUGUGAGCAUCAAACUUGGAUCCUUUUGAAAUGGAUGAUUUGUCAAGUCCUUUUCCGAUCAGACUCCGUGAUACAAUAUCAGCAAGGUACCAGGAAAACCACAGGUGGCGCUGGUGAUGGUAAAAACGUCUGUCGCAGAAACGAAUUUGAUAAUCUUGAAACAUUGGGCAAACUAAAUAAAAAGGUUUACACUUUUCUGUUCCUUCUUUCUGAUAUUGCUUCACCAGGGUUCGUAAAUAGCUUUCUUAAUUUAUGCUAUGUUUGUGUCUGUACAGGUGUACCAUUGAAAUGUUUCAGCAAAAAUCAUCGUGUUGUUCACAUAUAGUGUGGAAGGGCAAUAUUGCAUGUCCAUUGAAAUGUUUCAGGAAAAAUCGUGUUGUUCACAUAUAGUGUGGAAGGGCAAUAUUGCAUGUCCAUUGAAAUGUUUCAGCAAAAAUCAUCGUGUUGUUCACAUAUAGUGUGGAAGGGCAAUAUUGCAUGACCAUUGAAAUGUUUCAGCAAAAAUCAUCAUGUUGUUCACAUAUAGUGUGGAAGGGCAAUAUUGCAUGACUCAUAGUUUAUUAAGUUUUAGACCCCCCUAUUCAAUUCAGACAUCAUCAUUCCUGGAAGAUAAACUCAUUGCGAUUUUGGGAGCAUCUUUUUUAUUGGUACACCCUGUAUACUCAUAUUUGUUGACAUCACAUUCCAUAGUUGCCUUGAAAAUGAAUGUGACCACCAGUCACAUGACUGCUUUUUUCACUGUGCUUGGCUAAGCUUCUUCUGGACAUACGAUGUGUCACGUAAAUUAUUCAAAAUUAAUAAAAUUUGUUUCAACAUGAA
This is a messenger RNA of Lineus longissimus, 4027 nucleotides long. Its product is annotated as puromycin-sensitive aminopeptidase-like. Gene Ontology annotation, cellular component: cytoplasm. The transcript has 16 exons. Gene Ontology annotation, biological process: proteolysis; peptide catabolic process. The record is from RefSeq and is a predicted model, not a curated record. The coding region runs from base 104 to 2854 and encodes 916 amino acids. NCBI's taxonomy places the organism in Eukaryota, Metazoa, Nemertea, Pilidiophora, Heteronemertea, Lineidae. Gene Ontology annotation, molecular function: peptide binding; metalloaminopeptidase activity; zinc ion binding.